UCCUCUACGAUUUGGAUUUCAAGAGAUCCAGCUUUUUGGGUCAUUCUAUACAUAUGGUUUAUUUCUCAUGAUUAUUGGUCGAAAUCGCUUUUAUGAAUAAUUGUAUUUAAAAUACUUCUGGUAUAUCUUUGGGUUUAAAUUUUUUAUUAUGGCUUGGGUAUUAAUCAUUGGACUAUUAGGCUUACCCUUUAAAUCAACUUAGUCUUUUGUCUUGGUAGACAUCAAAUAAAUGCUGCCAUCUACUUCAGCUACAAAUUUCUAUGUACAUAAGCUUCUUGAACGUUACAUGAUGUGUAUCCUACAGCCCUAGUGAUCAACAUGUUGCUUACCUACACUAACUAUAUGCAUGUAUGCUUUGUGAUUGAAGGUGAACGUUGGUUAAUCUGGGUCCCACAUGAUGGCUCGUCCCGAUCAGCCCCUUUGGGUAUCUGCAUCUUUUUGAUUCGCUUAUACUAUUAAUCGAAAUUUGAGAUAAUUGUAAAUAUGAAAAAUAAAUCAAAAGUAGCUCAUAAGGCAACUUCGAUAUUGAGAAUAAUUCUAUCCAAUCAACAUUUGUUAGGAUACUCGUUAAUCGAAUUUAAUCAUGCAUAUGACUGAUAAGAAGACACAAAAUUAUUUUGCAUGAUAUAUUUCAAUAGAUUAAAUAUCUAAUUUGUAAGAAUUGUUUACUUCAAAUCUUUUUUAUGCUCAAGAAAUCUUUAAUCCACGUUAUCACCGUAAUUAUACAGCCCAGUCGAUCCCCUUUAAAUAUCACAAUGACAACGUUUGUGAGAGGUCAAAUCGUAGUACCUCAAUCGUUCCUCGCAUCGCGGCGCAGAGUCGCGGCUUCCCAAAACCCCCCACCUCUCGUUCAUCAUCUCUGCGUUCAUAAAACCCUAACGUCCGAUCGCUCCUUCCUUCUUCAUUCUCAUAUCCCCAAUCGCCGGAUUUCUCUUCUCUUCCAAGGAUUUCUUACGGAGGAACGACCGGCAGGCGCAAUCUUUCUUCGAGAACGACCCGCCAGAAACCUCUUACUUCUAGGGUUCAUCGGACGGGGGGGGGGCUUUUCCCUGUUCGAUUGUGCUCAUUGGGACCGUGCUCACAUCUCUAGGUUUGGAUUUCCUGUGGUCAACGCUGGCGGAGCCCACUGUCGGUUGAUGGCCGAUCGCCGCCGCUUGUCAGCUGUGGUGUUAGGGUUUUUUGAGCUUAGGUGGGAGGGAUUUGACGUCAGAGAGGUAUGCUGACCGUGUUACGGGUUCAUCUCCCGUCAGAGGUCCCCGUCGUUGGCUGCGAGAUUGCGCCGUAUGUUCUUUUGCGCCGACCGGAUGGUUCCGUCUUGAUCGACGAGGUACCCGAGCCUGCUCCGCUGAUUGGCUACUGCAUGAAGUACAAGUGGUACCGGAAUCAAGGUGAUCAAAAAGUUGCUAUAUGCAGUGUACAUCCGACUGAGCAAGCAACUCUGCAGUGCCUGGUCUGUCUUAAGGAGAAAGUACCUAUUACCAAGAGUUACCAUUGUACUCCUAGGUGUUUGUCUGAUGCUUGGCAGCACCAUCGUUCAUUGCAUGACCGAGCAAAGAAAACGGCAAAAGAAAAUGGAGCCGAAGAGGAAGAGUUGUUUGGACGCUUUAAUAGUAAUAAUGGUUCAAUUUCUAUGUAUCCUACAGCUGUUGCUGAAAAAACUGGAGAAGCCUGGUCUGAAGUUGGGUUUUCUAGGACAUAUACACCAACAUCUGAUGAUAUUAAUCAUGUUCUUAAGUUUGAAUGUGUAGCAAUAGAUGUGGAGACAAGAAAACAUGUUGGAAAUGUAAAUGCCAUUUUGACAGCACGUGUAAUUCCAGCUCCCUCUCCUACUCCACGUCACAUGAUUCCAGUGAAUGUAGCCCUCUCGGGGCAAUUGAAUCUAGAUGGUCGAAUAGCUUCAGGGACUUUCUCGGUGCUUUCAUACAACAUUCUCUCUGAUGCAUAUGCCACAAAUGAGGUGUAUAGCUACUGCCCAACUUGGGCACUUUCAUGGCCUUACCGCAGGCAAAACUUGUUGCGAGAAAUUAUUGGCUACCAAGCUGACAUAGUCUGUCUUCAGGAGGUUCAAAGUGACCAUUUUGAGGAAUUCUUUGCUCCAGAACUUGAUAAACAUGGGUAUCAAGCACUAUACAAGAAAAAGACUUCAGAGGUUUAUAGUGGCAAUCCAAAUACUCUUGAUGGUUGUGCUACAUUUUUCCGCAGGGACAGGUUUUCACAUGUCAAAAAAUAUGAGGUUGAGUUCAACAAGGCUGCACAGUCUUCAUCAGCUGGUCAGAAGAAAGUUGCUCUGAGUCGUCUGAUAAAGGAUAAUAUUGCCCUUAUUGUGGUUUUAGAAGCAAAAUUUACUAGCCGUGUCUCUGGUAAUCCUGGAAAAAGACAGCUAAUUUGUGUGGCAAAUACCCAUGUAAAUGUUCAUCAUGAACAUAAGGAUGUUAAACUUUGGCAGGUUCAUACUCUUUUAAAAGGAUUGGAGAAAAUUGCUGUAAGUGCAGAUAUUCCAAUGUUGGUCUGUGGAGAUUUUAACUCUGUCCCAGGGAGUGCUCCUCACGCACUUCUUGCAAAUGGCAAAGUUGGACCGUUGCAUCCAGAUUUGGCUGUAGAUCCCCUUGGAAUUUUGCGCUCUACAAACAAUUUAACUCACCAGCUUCCAUUGGUCAGCGCAUACUCAUCAUUUGCAAGAAUGGCUGGAGUCACUCCUGGUUUAGAGCAACAAAGGAGGAGGAUGGAUGCCUUGACACUCGAACCUUUGUUCACAAAUUGCUCCAGGGAUUUUGUUGGGACUGUCGACUACAUAUUCUACACAGCGGAUUCUCUAUUUGUGGAAUCUGUAUUAGAGCUCUUGGAUGAGGAAAAUUUGCGGAAGCACACUGCAAUACCUUCCCCUGAGUGGUCAUCUGAUCAUAUAGCGCUUCUAGCUGAAUUUCGCUGCAAGCCUAGAAUUAGAUGUUGAAACUAGUGGUUAAGCGACGAGGAGGCUAUAAAGUCGAGUCAAUUCAGGUUUUGAAACAUUGUACAUAUUAAUAUAGAGGGAAUUAUUGGUGAUAGAAUUGAAGAUAUAGCGACCAGACUCUUACUAAUUUAUCAUUGAUAUAGAAAACUAUAUUGAAGAUGUAAAGUGAGCUAUAAAUGAGAGUUUUUUUUCCCCUCCUCCAUCUCUUCUUUCAUUCAGAUUUAAUUGCUAUUUUUAUGUUUGAAAAACGCAGUGUGUUGUGGUAAGAAAUAGGAAUGAUAUUUGAGUCAUAGCCUUUUUCGUAUUUUGAUACCCCCACCCGAUCAGGUCUUUAAUCCUGAUUACUAUGGUUAAAAUUACUCGCCUACUGCUAAUGGUUUAGAUCGAGAGGGCUUCCCAACAAAUGGCAACUUUUCACAGAUACUUUUUCUGGAUUUGAGUUUCCUGGUUGUUACUGUGUUUUUGCCUUUUUUUUCUCCCCUAUUGUCAUAUAAAUUAUUCCUAGAUAAAUUCUUCUUCAAUCUGACAAGUACACGUAAUUAUAUUUAUUGUCAAUGCAGAUCGAUAUGAAUAUGUUAAUCUCUUGGUUAAGUUUGAGAAUACAUGUUGGUAUAGUUGGGAGUCUUGGAUACGAUAAAGCUCGCAUGUAAACUACUGUUAUUGUUUCUAAUCAACAUGUGGAUGAUAACUAAUGGAUUCUUUUUGGAUACAUGUAUCCAUAUCGAUCUGCUUAAGUUGGCUUAGGGUAUUAAUUAAUCCAGUGCAAAAGAAUGAGUAGAAAAACAAAGAAUGAGCUUCCUGGCGCAGAGAUAUAAUAAUAUGGACGACGAACAUGUGCGACACGAGGAACGCCGGGAUUCCCUGAGUUCACGUGGUACCCAUAUCGAUCUGCUUGAGUUGGAUUAGGGUAUUAAUUAAUCCAUUAUAAAAGAAUGAGUAGAAAAACAGGAACAAAUCAAGUUUAAUUUUUUGACCUACUUUGUUCCAUGUAUGCAUACGUUCACAAGGGCGUCGUACAUGAGCUUCCUGCGCAGAGAUAUAAUAUACAACGAGCCUCGGAGGAAGAGACGACGAACAUGCGCGACACGAGGAACGCCGGGAUUCCCUGAGUUCACGUGAAACACGAGCCUCUCCGGACGGAUCCGCUCCAAGCGCCUUUCGAAUCCAACAGCAGACGCGUCGGCCGAUCACGGCAUUGUCACGGCCACCUCUUGCUCCGACCUCAAUAGGGGAUCCCGCGUGGGCAUGUCCUCAUCUUUGCUGCGUCUGUUGCCGCUUCGACGUCUAUCCUGAUUGAAGGAAUGGGACUUGGGCCCCACUCAAACCAAUGGGAGAGAAAUCGCGGAGAGGAAGACGGGAGAAAAUUGGGACCCACCUGCGAGGUAGUCAAUUCCUCCAACAUCUACUCAGGUAAGAAGCGCGAGUAGAGUCAGAAAACUAUCGAGUACACCUACGUAGCAUGUAUCUACAUAUAGGUGCUCUCCUCAUGGAACCGUUACCCACCAAACAAUGGCGAGCCGCCUCCGUCUCUUCUCCGCCGCUGCGCUACUCCUCGUAGCCGUCCUCACCGUCUCGGCUGACGACGCGCACGACGUGCUCCAGGCAUUUGGGCUCCCCAAGGGGCUCCUUCCGGACUCGGUGUCGAGCUUCUCGCUCGCCGAGAAUGGCGAGUUCGUGGUGGAGCUCAGGGCGCCGUGCUACGUCCAGUUCACCGACCUCGUCCACUACGGGAAGACCAUCCGGGGUCAGAUCCGCUACGGCAUCAUCUCCGACAUUUCCGGGAUCCAGAUUAAGAAGUUCUUCGCCUGGCUUUCCAUCUCCGAUAUCGUGGCCCACCCCGCCGACGGCACCAUCGAGUUUCAGGUGGGCUUCCUCUCGGAGUUGCGUCCUGCGACGCUGUUCGAGAGCGUCCCUCACUGCAGGGCCAUUGCCUCCCCUCGUGGCGUGUUCUCACCGGAGGAGUUGCUCCCGCUCCCGGUUUCGGAGGUGUAAGUGCGAGAUCCUCCUCAGUGUUCGGCCUUUCGACGAACUCAAGCGAAAUAUGUACUUGAGGAAUAAGUUUGAAUCAUAAUGUGGUCUAUGUUACUUGUAUCUGUUUCUGGAAUUACUGCUCUAAAUAGCAAAAUAUAAGCCUUUUCGCCGUUAGAUUUACCUGUUCUAUAUCUACAUUUUCUUUUGACAAUGUUGAUGUCAGCAUCACAAGCAGAUUUACUAGCGCCAGGUUAUGAGAUAUCUGAAGGCCAGACUCUCCAGUAUGUGAACAUCAAAAAGGGCAGAACACCACAAUUCCAUUAUAUCUGGAAUGCUGAAAGCAAGCUGGUAUCAACAAGACAGACUGCAAGUGCUUUGAUUCUCUUUUCUUUUUCCUGUAGUUUCCUUUUAUGUGUAAUAUGGACUGGAAUCAUGUUGGAUGCAUGAGACUGUGAAAUGUUGGAAGAGAUAAUAAUAUUUGGGUGAGACAGAGAUAUGAUUGAGAAAA
Messenger RNA from Musa acuminata AAA Group (dessert banana), 5429 nucleotides. RefSeq names its product carbon catabolite repressor protein 4 homolog 1-like. Gene Ontology annotation, biological process: nuclear-transcribed mRNA poly(A) tail shortening. Gene Ontology annotation, cellular component: CCR4-NOT complex; cytoplasm; nucleus. The record is from RefSeq and is a predicted model, not a curated record. NCBI's taxonomy places the organism in Eukaryota, Viridiplantae, Streptophyta, Magnoliopsida, Zingiberales, Musaceae. Gene Ontology annotation, molecular function: poly(A)-specific ribonuclease activity. The transcript has 13 exons. The coding region runs from base 1217 to 2950 and encodes 577 amino acids.